Messenger RNA from Pantherophis guttatus, 1039 nucleotides. Its product is annotated as amine sulfotransferase-like. Lineage: Eukaryota; Metazoa; Chordata; Lepidosauria; Squamata; Colubridae. Gene Ontology annotation, molecular function: sulfotransferase activity. The record is from RefSeq and is a predicted model, not a curated record.
AUGGAGCCAUCAGGGAAGGAACCAUAUCUACAUAAAGGAUGUUAUUUUCUACCAGUGGUGUCCUCACCUGAAAAAAUAGAUUCACUGGAAAGUUUUGAAAUCCGAGAUGAUGAUACAUUUAUAAUCACAUAUCCUAAAUCAGGCACAGUGUGGACUCAGAACAUUGUGAGCUUGAUUCUUUAUGAAGGUCAUCGAGAUGGAACUGAAAAUAUUACCCUGAUUGACAGGGCACCAUGGCUAGAGUAUAAUGUUUACUAUGUAGAUUUACCUAGUCGCCCAUCACCUCGUGUCAUUUGUUCCCAUCUGCCCCACUAUUUGGCACCCAAAGGAUUACAAAAUAAAAGAGCAAAGAUUAUUUAUGUGUUUAGAAAUCCAAAGGAUGUCUUUGUUUCUAGCUAUCAUUUUUACAAAAUUUUAACCAUGAUGGAAACAACAGAAGAGUUUGAUGCUUACUUGGAGACAUUUUUGGCUGGCAAAAUGCCCAAUAGUUUAUGGCUUGACCAUGUAGAAGGCUGGUACACUCAUAAGGGUGAUUUCAAUAUUCUCUUCCUUUCUUAUGAAGAAAUGAAAAAGGAUCUGAGAAGUUCUGUACUGAAAAUAUGCCACUUCCUAGGAAGAGAACUAACUGAAAAGGAGGUGGAUGAUGUGGUGGAUAAAGCUACAUUUGAUAGCAUGAAAGCCGAUUCUAGAACAAACUAUGCAUCUGUGAAUCCUACCUUAGCAGAUUCUAGCAAAGGGGUCUUUCUUCGUAAAGGCAUUGUUGGGGACUGGAAGAACCACAUGACUGUUGCCCAGAGUGAAAGAUUUGACCGUGUCUUUAAGGAGAGGAUGGAAAAGCUGCCCUUCAGGUUCUGCUGGGAUAUGCAGGAGGAUCCCGACCCUAUUUCCAGCUCAGUGGAGGAAAAUAAUGUGUGAUACGUGCCUUCAAAUGGUUUGAAUCAGAGAUGACCUUCCAAGAAGGGUCUGUAUGUAACCUUGUAAUGUUUAAUGUUUAAUUCUCAACUUUGAAGAGAUCAUAGAACAAAGCAACAUUAAAUUC